This is a messenger RNA of Haplochromis burtoni (Burton's mouthbrooder), 2616 nucleotides long. RefSeq names its product organic cation transporter 2 (gene slc22a3). The record is from RefSeq and is a predicted model, not a curated record. NCBI's taxonomy places the organism in Eukaryota, Metazoa, Chordata, Actinopteri, Cichliformes, Cichlidae.
AUGGCAAACGUGGACAAACUCAUCAUGCAGAUAUGAGACUUUGGGCCAUUCCAGAGGAAGAUUGCCACACUGAUAGUUUUCGCUUUUGUACUUGUUGGAGUUGUUUUCUUAGGCCACACUCUGGAUCACUGGUGCUGGAGUCAUGGAUCUGAGGGCCUCUGGGAGGAAUGUGGAUGGAGUGAUGUCAAGGUGCGGGACGUGACCAUUCCCCACUCAGAACAGUCUGGAUCUUUCAGCCGUUGUGAGAGAUUUGCAGUGGACUGGAGCGAAAGCCAAAAGAAAUAUGAUGAACUUGACUGGCAGCGGAUUUCUAAUGCAACCCAGACGGUGGCGUGCGAAAGCAGAUGGGUGUUAACCGCACUACUAUUGGUUUAUUUUACUGUUAUAGUCAUGAAAUCACAAAGGAAAACAGUGUUAAUCUUUGUGUUUCUUGGAAUUCCUUCCCACCUAGUUUUUAGAUCCUGGCUCGCCGACCUGAAUCAAGUUUCCCUGGCAUGUGGAUUUUUCAUUGGAACUUUUGUGACAGGUUACCCAGCUAAUGGAGGUUUAAGGAGCCCUAUUCUUAGACUUAGCAGCUAUCUAUCCAUCUUUUACACUAGGUUGUUGGCUGCGAAAAAUCAAAUCUACCCUUUGACUAUUAAUUUAGCAUAUUUUGUCACAUAUUGUCUCCUUUGUUGUGUUAGACUGAUCCGCUUUCAAUGUUCUGCUAAAACAUGUUAUUUUCUUUACGUAGUGAUUGAGUUCUUUGGGUCCAACAACAGGAAAUUUGUGGCCAUGGUGAUUUGAACUUCCUACUCUAUUGGCAUGGUUAUCCUGCCUGGCGGUCUGGCUUACUUCCUGUCCUCCUGGAAGACUCUGCAGCUGGCCAUGAGUCUUCUUUGCAUCCUGUUUAUCUCAAACCAUUGGGUUUGUUAAAAGGAUCCACACUGGUUGUUUUCACAACAAAGAACUACGGAGGCCAUGAAAGUUGCUGCAAACAAUGCUAAAUGCAAUGGGAAAUGUUUAUCACAUGAUCUACCAGAGUCUAUUAAAAUGUUUUUAGAUCAUUCAUUAGGAGUAAAAGAAGGAAGUUUACAAGCACGUAACAAUGUCUUCUUGGAUUUUUUUCUUGCUGUGGUGGAGCUUCCCAUUGGGCUCAUAUUUUAUCUGCUGGUCAACAAGGGGUUGAUGCUCCCUCAGAUACUCACUUUCACCACGGCCAUUUUGGUUUUGAAAUUGAAGGUGACAAGUGAAGGAUGGGCAAAAGUCUACCAGUCCUUUCAACCACCGAUAUCGCCCUCUGGUGCCCAUUACAAAAAGAGCAGGUUUAAAACACUUCUAUAUUGGCUUCACUUUUCAGACCAAUGUGGCUCUAACUGCCUGUUGUCAGUUUUAAUUUCUCACAGAAAUCUGGGUGUGUCAGUGUGUUCAUCAGCUAGUGGCACUGGAGCCAUUGUAGCCCCAUUCCUGCUAUACAGACUGGCCAGUAUGUGGCUGGAGCUGCCUCUGGUUCUUUACAGUUAAUUUAAAGUUUUUGAUCUACCUGCGACUAUUUUGUAUAUAGUAAAAUUUAAAGUAUUUAGCAUAUUACAUAUGUUAUCUUUGUUUCAGGUGUGAUGUUGAUGUGGUACAGUGUACAGGAGAUGUCUAUAGUUGCCCUGCCAGAGAUCAUAGAAUUGAUUUGCAGAAAUGUUUCAGGAUAAUGAAAAAUAAAUUUCAAAACAUGAAAUAGAAAUGUGCUGGGAAAAAAAAACACUGGAGGAGGGAGGAAGACAGCAGAAAGAAAAUCAGUGUUUGAUGUCUAAGAGACAAGAGUGUGCUUAAAAAGCCCAGUUUUCCAAUUAGGCAUUUGCCGCAGAGAGAUUCAUGUUCGAAGUCCUUCAUUUUUGUUUGUGUGCGCUUUCUGACAGGAAGAAAGAGAAAUCGAAAUAUGCAGAGGGAAACAGCUUGAUGAAAGUCUGACGCUUCACAGAGAAAAACAUUAGUGGAUUUUUUUCUGCAGAUGUCCUGUGUUUACAAUACACUGAACAGUAGCUUCACAGCCAGUGAAAAGUUACUUAAAACUGCCGUGGUUGUGCAGACUUGUGUUACAUUCAUAUGAAGUGUUAACUAGAAAUAUAGACACUGUGAAGUGAUGAAACACACAAGGUGUUAUUGACAGUCAAAUGAAUAAGAGAUCAGCACCUUUAUGUCUCCUUGAGAUAAAAGGGGUGUUAAAACUAAAAAAAAACAACCCUCAGGUAUUUGAGUUACAGACCCAAACACCAAAUACGCAAUUUUGCCAACAUGUAGCCAUUUAUAAAACACUUUGGCCCCUACAAGAGAUCCCAAGACCCUUAUGUUGUCUAAGUACUAUCAUUUUUGUUCCUUUUAUUGAUUGUGUUUAAUAAACACCUCUUUCAUCAAUUCAGCUCUAUAUUGGUUUAUCUAUACAUCCAUCCCACUACCACAACUCCGUGAACCUGGUUCUGAAAUGCAGAUGCAAUAGCUUUCUUUUGUUACUUUCACAUGCACUGUUUACCCGCCUGUAACCCUGUUCCAAUGUGAUUGGUCAUUAGAGCUACAUAUAGCUGCAUUGAGCUUUGUGAGAUAGUGUUAUCCUGCUCAAAUUAGUCAUCAGAAGAUUGGUAUAAUGUA